Molecule: messenger RNA, 324 nt
Organism: Zea mays
Lineage: Eukaryota; Viridiplantae; Streptophyta; Magnoliopsida; Poales; Poaceae
Source: the annotation of a RefSeq genome assembly
AUGGCAUACGGCGCUUCUGCUACGAAUCAAUGUGUCAGUUCCCACUAUCCUAGCGAACUGAACAAUACCAAUACGCGAAUCACGAGCCGGAACAAACGAAACGAGUGCUUUCUCCGGAACAGAGAACGAAUACACGGCGCUUCGAAUGGAGAAUACGAGACUGAGGAAGAAUACCUUGACUCGCUAUCUCAAAUUCGAAUACAGAAAUGCAACAUAUGGUGGAAAUGCUAUGAGGAACCACAAAUCCUUCCUACUGAGGUGAGGAAAAUACUAGAUUAUUUCCGGCACCUUUACUUUACUUUACUUUACUUUACUUUACAGUAG